UCUUUUCCCUCUUCGUGCCCGGUUAUGAUACCGCCCGAGCUCUCUCCCCACUCUUCUAACAAAAGAGGUUGCCUCUCUCUCUCUCUCACAUUACUCGCAGCCCAUGGAGAAGAUCUCCGUCGCCGUCCGCUUCCGCCCCUCCGCCGCUGGAGAUCCGCCUGCCGACCGUCACUGGAGGGUACAGGACGAAAGCAUCUCCCUCGUAGCCCCAGGCUCCGGCGUCUCCUUCGCCUUCGAUCAUGUCUUCGAUCCAAGCUAUAACAACGCAAUGGUGUACGAUCUCCUCAUCAAAUCCAUAAUUCAAGCCGCCGUCGAUGGGUUCAACGGAACUGCUUUCGCGUAUGGCCAGACGAGCAGCGGCAAGACUUUCACCAUGAGUGGAUCUGAGGGGGAACCCGGAAUCAUCCCUCUCGCUGUCGAGGACGUAUUCCGCACCACCAAAAUGACUACGGAUCGCGAGUUCUUGAUUAGGGUGUCCUAUAUGGAGAUCUACAAUGAGGAGAUUAACGACCUGCUGACAUUGGGGAACCAGAAGCUCCCGAUUCACGAGAGCUUGGAGCGAGGAUUUUUUGUGGCGGGGCUCAGGGAGGAGAUCGUGAACAGUGCCGAACAAGUGUUUGAGCUCCUCAAACAUGGAGAAGCAAAUCGACAUUUUGGUGAAACAAACAUGAACGCUCGGAGCAGCAGAUCACAUACUAUCUUUAGGAUGGUCAUUGAAAGCAGCAAGAGGAAUCCCAUGAACUUAGGGGAUGUAUCGAACACGGAUGCAAUCCGUGUUUCUGUUCUUAACUUGGUAGAUUUAGCUGGUUCAGAGCGGAUUGCUAAAACAGGGGCUGGAGGAGUCCGUCUGAAGGAGGGGAAGCACAUUAACAAGAGCUUGAUGAUUCUUGGCAAUGUGAUCAACAAGCUUAGUGAGAGUGGAAGGCAAAGGGGGCACAUUCCAUAUCGUGAUAGUAAACUGACUCGCAUACUCCAACCUGCUCUUGGAGGCAAUUCAAAAACGUCAAUAAUCUGUACAGUUGCACCUGAAGAGGUUCACAUAGAAGAAACAAGGGGAACACUUCAAUUUGCAAGCAGAGCCAAGCGAAUUACAAACUGUGCCCAAGUAAAUGAGAUAUUAACUGAUGCAGCUUUGCUGAAGCGGCAAAAACUAGAGAUUGAGGAACUCCGCAGAAAAUUACAGGGUUCUCAUUCUGAAAUACUGGAACAAGUUAUUUUGAAACAACGGAAUGACAUGCACAAGUCUGAACUAGAACGUGAAAGGCUUGCAAUGGAACUUGAGGAAGAAAGAAAAGCCCGUGAAACUUUAGAGCUUCGCAUAAAGGAACAGCAGAAGAAGAUAGAAAAUCUUAGUAGUCUCUCUAUUUCUUCAUAUAAUACUUCAAUUUCAACUCAGCAAAAAGUUAAUUCAACUAUCAUGUUUGAUGAAUUAAGUGUAUCAAGAAGUGAUCUGUUCAGAACUCCCAAUUUCAAAGCAAUGGCUGAUGAUUUUGUUGUGAAACGACCAAGUAGCUUCAGGACAGUUGAUUCGAACCCCAUCCUUGAAAAUUUUGACAACACAGCCGAUGAAGACCUGUGGAUGCAAUUGAACAAAGGUUGCAUCACUGAUCUUGAUACGCUUCAAAUGACACCAAAUAUGAAACAUCAGUCAUUUCCAUCACUUGAAAUGUCGCUCGAACCAAGUGUUGAUGAAGAAAUUAGUUCUGAGAGACAACAUAGCUUGGAAAGUGAUUGUGGCUUCAACAGAGAACAGCUUGACGCUUUAAGGGAAAAAUGUACCAUCAUGGAAAGGACAUGCAGCCUGUUAAGAGAGGAGAAGGCUUCUCUAGUGGAAACUCUCUCCCUGUCUAAACAAGAUAAUGAGCACCUCAGAGCCCAAAAAGAAGAGUUGUUGAAGGAGUUGAACACCGAAAAGCAAAAGAUGAAGGAACUUAAGGAGGAGAUCCGGCAGUUUAGUUUGGCAUUCCACCAAAGGGAGGGCUUACUUACAUCUAUCUACACCAAAUCAAAGGCCAUGAUGGAAAACCUCAAUGCGUCAAAAGUUUCAAUAUCUGAAGUAUGUGAUAGUUAAAGUAGAAGAAGGCCUCUUUAUUCAAAGUCAAAUGGUUUUGCAACAAGCAAGGUGUCUCUCGACUGAGUGCCCUCCUCGUCUGUACAAUGUUAUUCUUUUCGUGGUAUGUUCUUCCUUCCACACUGAUAUUCUUACAUGUAUUCUCUAUAUUUGGACAUCGGAUUGAAUUACUUUCAUCAAUUGGCCAUUGGUGUGUUUUAAUUGAAAUGCAACACUAUUUGCUUGUGUA
Molecule: messenger RNA, 2300 nt
Organism: Musa acuminata AAA Group (dessert banana)
Lineage: Eukaryota; Viridiplantae; Streptophyta; Magnoliopsida; Zingiberales; Musaceae
Product: kinesin-like protein KIN-7L
Exons: 15
Coding region: 104-2071 (655 amino acids)
Biological process (GO): microtubule-based movement
Molecular function (GO): microtubule binding; ATP binding; microtubule motor activity
Source: RefSeq, a predicted model, not a curated record